AUGGCAUUGAAGGAUGCUUUUGUUCCGACAGCUUCGGAAUCCCCCUCAUGCAUAGCGUACACACCACCUGGCAAUCAAGCCUUCUCCAUUCCUGUGCAGCUCCUUAACUCAUUGCCUAAGUACUCUGGCACACCAUCUGAGGAUCCUAAUGUUCACAUUAGGGAAUUCUUAGAUAUUUGCAAGCUGCAAACCAUUCAGAACAUCCAACCAGAAGGACUCAGGUUACUUCUAUUUCCCUUUUCUUUAAAAGAUGAUGCAAAACGUUGGUUGUACUUGUUACCUGCAGGUAUCAUCACAACUUGGGACGAAAUGGUUAAGAAGUUUUUGAAACAAUAUUUCCCUGCUCAACUGACAAAACGACUAAGGAGGGAGAUUCAAAACUUCACUCAAAAGGAUGGAGAUACACUAUAUGAGGCAUGGGAGGAAUUUCAGGAGUUGCAGAGGAAGUGUCCCCAUCACAACUUCAGUCUGAAUGACAUUGUCCAAUUUUUCUAUGAUGGAUUGGACAUAGCUAAUAGGGGCAGCAUUGAUUCUGCAUGUGGAGGGACUUUCAUGAAUAAAACCGGUCAAGAAGCAUAUAAUCUGAUUGAUGAUUUGGCCGACAACAAUAGACAAUUCUACACAAGGGAUAAACGUACAAGAGCACGAGGAGUGUAUGAAGUCGAUUCAAGGAACCAAAUGGUGGCUGUGGAAAGAAAGAUUGACAUGUUAAUGAAUGCCUUAGGCAAUGGCAUUAAGGCAACACCUCAGGUAUGCUCUAUUUGUUCCUAUUCUGAUCAUACUACUGAUAGAUGUCCUAUGUCUGCUAUGUCUGAUGAACAAGUGAAUUACAUGGGGCAACAAAGGCCCAAAUAUGACCCUUACUCGAACACGUACAAUCCGGGAUGGAAGGAUCACCCAAACUUCCGUUGGGGCGGUAAUGACAACGUGGUUCGACCUACUCAAGGCGUCUACAACGGACCACCUGGAUUCCAACAAGGGGCUAGGCAGCAAGUCUAUCAACAAACUCCUCCUCAACAAUCCUCAAGCAAGUCCUUGGAAGAACUAGUAAAGGAGAUGACUCUGAACACCGCAUCUUUCCAAAAGGACACCGCAUCUUUCCAAAAGGACUGA
Rosa chinensis is the source of this 1113-nucleotide messenger RNA. RefSeq lists its product as uncharacterized. Lineage: Eukaryota; Viridiplantae; Streptophyta; Magnoliopsida; Rosales; Rosaceae. The coding region runs from base 1 to 1113 and encodes 370 amino acids. The record is from RefSeq and is a predicted model, not a curated record. The transcript has a single exon.